Messenger RNA from Penicillium digitatum Pd1, 210 nucleotides. RefSeq lists its product as uncharacterized. Gene Ontology annotation, molecular function: endopeptidase inhibitor activity. Lineage: Eukaryota; Fungi; Ascomycota; Eurotiomycetes; Eurotiales; Aspergillaceae. The record is from RefSeq and is a predicted model, not a curated record. Gene Ontology annotation, biological process: vacuole fusion, non-autophagic.
AUGCCUCUUUACAACAUCACUCUGAAGACCGAAGCUCCCGUUGAGGAGCUGGAGAAGGCUAAGGCAGCAGCCAAGGAGAAUGGCGGCGUCAUCAGACAUGAAUACAGCAUCAUUAAAGGCUUCACUGUCGAGUUCCCCGAUGACACUGUCCAAACCUUCCAAUCCACUAAACAUGUACACGUUGAGCAGGACGGCGCUGCAACUACUUAG